GUAGCCAGGCAUCUAUUUUACCGGGCAUAUGCCCGGGCAACUUUUUGCUUUGCCCGCGUAUUUUAGGUGACAUAAAUUCAAGUUCAACGCAUUUCUAUAAACAGUCGGGAACACCGUGAUAGAGGAGUCCCGCCCACGGAACUGUCCCGGAUGCCGACUAAUAUCAAUUCUCAGCGUCUGAUUCGUUGAAUUCGCUCAAUGCAGGAGAAGAUGGAUGCGUCAGAGUCUAACGCUAAGCGUAGAAAGCGAAAGCGACAUACUGUGACUCUGAAUGACUUUUGGGGACCCAAAAGAAUUGAAAACGGUGACAAAACGGGCGAUUCAGACGAUAUGCCUAACAAAAUUCAGCAAGCCAUACCUGAAAGCGCUGAGUCUGCCUACGAAGCCCCGGAUGAUUCUGGUUCUGGAGAAGACAUGGCAAAUACCGAGCCUGGUAAUGCUAGGAGUACUGUGUGUUCAACAUCUUUGGAGAUCAUAUCAAAGUUGGACAUUUCCACGAGGUUUCAGAGCGGCCCUUCCCAACCGGUCUGUCAGUUUCCUUCUAAAAAUUUUGGAAAGGGAAAACACUCAUGUAGAAGAUCGUUUGUUGCCACCUGGUACACAACAUAUCCAUGGUUGGAAUACUCGAUAAAAUUUGACCGAGCCUACUGCUUUGCCUGUCGUCAUUACUGCCUUGGCAGUGCAAGCGGCCGUCAAAACGUCAUUAGAGUUCUUACGCCGGUCAAAGCAGCUUUUCCGCAUCUUAUAUCUGCCUUGCAGAUAGCGUUGACUGUUGGGGUGACAUCUGCCUCAUGUGAGAGAACUUUCUCUAGUUUGAAGAGGCUGAAGACUUACACGAGACAAUCGAUGCUGCAAAGCCGAAUGAACAGUCUAGCGAUUUUGACCAUAGAGAAAGAUGUAGUUGAAACGUUAGAUUUAGAGAGGGUAGUUACAAAAUUUGCAAGUUUAGAAUUUGGAAGAUGCCGAAGAUUAAGUCUAGUUAGCAAAAGCACAAAAUUUUAGUGCUCUAUAGAACAGCUUGUAUUCUA
Molecule: messenger RNA, 1028 nt
Organism: Corticium candelabrum
Lineage: Eukaryota; Metazoa; Porifera; Homoscleromorpha; Homosclerophorida; Plakinidae
Exons: 3
Coding region: 199-1002 (267 amino acids)
Molecular function (GO): protein dimerization activity
Source: RefSeq, a predicted model, not a curated record